Messenger RNA from Magnolia sinica, 1157 nucleotides. RefSeq names its product early nodulin-like protein 18. The transcript has 2 exons. Lineage: Eukaryota; Viridiplantae; Streptophyta; Magnoliopsida; Magnoliales; Magnoliaceae. The coding region runs from base 77 to 778 and encodes 233 amino acids. Gene Ontology annotation, molecular function: electron transfer activity. The record is from RefSeq and is a predicted model, not a curated record. Gene Ontology annotation, cellular component: plasma membrane.
CUUCGUCCGAUCUUUUUCUGCAAAAGAACACAAACUCCCAUUCUCCUUCACAGAGUUUCCCAAAUUCCCAGAAAAGAUGGAGCACAGGACCUGCACAGGCGUUGUAUUCCUCUCCCUCUGUUCAUGCCUUGUUAUUUUAUGCUGUUUUUCUGGUGGUGCUGCGGCCUACCAAAACUACACUGUUGGGGACUCCUUGGGUUGGUUUGAUAAUCUCAAAGAACCCAAAAUCAAUUACAAGAAAUGGGUCUCUGGCAAGAACUUCAGCUUGGGAGAUUUCCUCAUUUUUAAUACGGAUAAAAACCAUUCAGUCAUCCAAACAUACAAUGUCACAACCUACCGGCGGUGCGACUACGACAAUUCCGAAGAGGAUGACACGAUCGAUUGGUCCGCCGGGGAGCCCACAUUCUCAGCUCAACCUGUGACUGUGGAAGUCCCACUACUUAAAGAAGGAAUGGUGUAUUUUUUCUCAAGCAACUACGACGGCGAGCAAUGCAAGCAUGGGCAGCAUUUCAAGAUAAAUGUGACACAUGGGCAGGGACUGCCAAACAGUCUCAAGAGCCCUUCGACGGAAUCGCAGGGCCCCACAGGCCAAGCAGCCGACGAUGAUUCCGUGCCCGACACUGUAAUCCCAUCAAAUUUUAAUAACCCCGUGGAUGGUGGUGGGGGUGUUAAGGGGACAUCAGGGUCUGUUUCAUUAUCAAGGUUUUUGAGGUCAAGGGGUGGGAUUUUGAAUGCAAUUGGGGUGAUGUUGGGGGUGUGUUUGGGUGUAUUUUGGUGAUUUGGAAUAUUUCAUUGGAGAUCUCAUCUCACAUGCAACUAGUUGUAGAUGAGAAGUUUGUGCAACUAGUUGUUUGUGGGGCUCACCAUGGCAUCCAACUCAUCCAAAGGGGUCGUGCCCACCAUCUAUGGACAGGUGGGAUGCCAAACAGGCCAGGGUAGGCCCCACGCUCUACUAGUGCGACGCUAGUUGCGUGUGAGAUUUUCUCAUUUUAUAAAGUGGGAAUAUUGUAUCUUAAUUUAGGGUAAGUUUUUUUUAUGUGUUAUUGUGAUGAAGAGAUUGAAUUGGGUUAUUGGUUUGUAAUAUUUUUGGGAAUGAUAGAGAUAUGUAUUUUUUCUUAUAGUUCGAAUAAUCAAAUAUUACUUGCAAUGCUUGCUAA